UUCCAACGUUCGAAGUAGGCGGGGCCGAGCCCCAGGCGCUGACGUCCUCCAGGUGAGCCUCAAGUUUCAGUGAAAAUUAUCUGCUCCUCCGUGGAGGUUUGGAUUUGGCCUUGGCUGGGAUUUUUCUCAGGAAUCUGUUCUCCCCGAUCUCAGAAGCAGCGGUCGAAGAAAGAGCAGGAGAGGCACGGUUAGCUCUGAGCCUCUACAACUCUUUGGUUGUAGCAGCGGGUGAACCAACCAGUCCGGGACUGGUUCCUGGGCUGCUCCGGGAAGAUGGGAGCCUGGGGCACGGCGGGGCUGCUGGGGUGCACAACUCUGCUAGCCGCUGUAGUCACCUGCUCCGCUUCCUCCGCAAACCUCUUGACUCCAGGAGUCAAUAGCAGCAAAGGAAGAAGUUUUAUUGGCCAUAAAAUCCCCUCAAAGAAUAUCUCAUCCAGUGGGAAUGAAGGAGUUUCCACGGUUGUAGGAUUCUCUGUGGACAAGUUUUCUGCUGAAAUUCUCACUGGAGGACUGACUACUGUCUUCUUUCCAAUUGUCUAUGCAAUUGUGUUUAUCAUUGGCUUGCCAAGCAAUGGCAUGGCUCUGUGGGUCUUCAUUUUCCGAACAAAAAAGAAACACCCUGCUGUGAUUUACAUGGGCAACUUAGCCUUGGCAGAUCUCUUAUCUGUAAUCUGGUUUCCCUUGAAGAUUUCCUAUCAUAUAAAUGGCAACAACUGGAUUUAUGGGGAAGCUUUGUGCAAGGUGUCAAUUGGCUUUUUCUAUGGCAAUAUGUACUGUUCCAUUCUUUUCAUGACUUGCCUCAGUGUGCAGAGAUACUGGGUCAUCAUGAAUCCCAUUGUGCGCUCCAGGAAGUUGUCUAACAUUGCAAUAGGGGUUUCCAUUGGAAUUUGGCUGUUGAUUCUGCUGGUGACCAUUCCUCUGUAUGUUGUGAAGCAAACUGUCUAUAUUCCAGACCUUAAUAUCACAACAUGCCAUGAUGUUUUGCCUGAAAAUGUGCUGGCGGGAGAUAUGUUCAAUUAUUUCCUCUCUCUGGCCAUUGGUGUCUUCUUGUUCCCUGCUUGUCUCACGGCCUCUGUCUAUAUCCUAAUGAUCCGAACACUCCAUUCUUCUGCUAUGGAUGAUUCUGGAAGGAAGAGAAGGAGAGCCAUCAAACUCAUCAUCACUGUACUGGCCAUGUACCUGAUCUGUUUCACACCCAGUAACACUUUGCUGGUGGUACAUUAUUUCCUGAUUCGAGCCAGAAGACAGAGCGAUGUCUAUGCCUUGUACCUGGUAGCUCUCUGUCUCUCUGCCCUUAAUAGCUGUAUUGAUCCCUUUGUCUAUUACUUUGUUUCUAAAGAUUUUAGGGAUCAUGCCAAGAAUGCUCUUCUUUGUCGAAGUGUUCGGACUGUGAAUAGAAUGCAAGUGUCCCUCACUUCCAAGAAAUUAUCUCGGAAAUCUAGCUCCUACUCUUCUAGUUCAACGAGUGUUAAAGCAUCUUAUUGAUACAUCUUUCAUAUCGUCAGAGAAAAAUAGCAUUGUUGAACUUAAGAGUCUACAAUACAUUUCAGAAAGUGUCUUGCCAUUGCAUUCUGCAUUCUAUCAUCAAUAAGGAUCACAUUGUCCUUCAGAUGGAUCCCUAUGCCCAGUAUUUCUUGGAGUUUCCAAGAAAAGCAAGUACUUGUGUUGUGAAUGGACAUGUUGUGGUAUGGCAGAGACUGCCCAGGAGCUGGAGUCAGAGAACCUGGGUUUGAAACUGAAUCCUAACAACUAAAAUCUAGGACCUUAAUUUCCUCAUUCAUAAAAUCAGAGAAUUUGACUAGCUACUGUUAGUAUCUCUUCCAGCUAUAAAUCUGUGGUUCUGUAUUUUCCUUUUGUAUGCUUCAUUUGUUCAGCCUUCAAGUAAAACUCAACUAAUUAUAAUUUUCAAUUUAUGAGGGAGAGAAAAAGACUAAAAAAUGUAUAUGUAGAUGGCAUCACAAUUUAGUGAUAUUGGAUGCUGGAAGUGACAAAUCAGUUACCUCAAGGUACAUUUCUUUGCCUUUUAAAUGUUCAUUAUGGAAUUUUAGAGCUGGGAACUACCCAUAAAUUGACUUCCCUAAAAUAUUAACUUAGAGUAUUACAGCUAGAAUUUUAGGGAUUAUCUGAUAGUCCAACCCCUUUGUUUUAUAGAUGGCAAAAAUGAGACCCCAAAGAAAGGAAAUGAUUUCACUCAAUGCCCCACAACCAGGCAAAGACAAAAGCUAGGUUAACAACCCAGAUUUCUUGUUUCCUGUGUUUCCCAUGUUUCUUUUUCAUUGCCUUGGUGGACGAUGACAUGAGGACCCAGGCUAAAAUUCUUUUUCAAUUGCUUUCUCCCUGCAUAAUCUCAAGGAAGAUAUUUAAGUUCUCUAGGCCUCACACAUCUCACCUGUAAAAUGAGGGGGUUGUACUAAAUGUUCUACUUUUUAACCUAUGCUGUAUGACUAGGGGUCACUGCUAAAUGUUGAACAAAUGACAUUAUUGACAUUUUUGCAUUCACUUUGUGAGGUCUAGGCAAUCAACAAAACAAAGUAAACCCUGAUUUUUUUUGUUGUUUUCUGGUUUCAAGUUAUAAAUGCUCACACUGAAAAUUUAACAAUCUGCUCUUGUGCACUGAUACAAGCUGGCUCAAACACAUCUCUGAUUAUAAUUUCCAUGUAUCUCUUUGUAUUGGUCUUUGAAUUUUCUCUUGCUCAUUAUUACUUGAAAAGAAAAAUGCAAUAAUGGUUUUAGCCUUUAAUACAUUAAAAUAAAAUUUUUACUUAACUUUAAUGCAUAUUUCAGGCAUAUAGGCCAAGAAUUUUUUUCUUUUUUAAAUAAGAACCAUAUUUGACACUUAGAGUUUUUUCUGUCCAGAUUGCAAUAUUUAUUGUCAAAUUUUUUAUUGUUGCCAAAAGUCAAAUUAUAGUAGCCUGAUAAGGUUAUUCUUCUUAGAAAGAGGAAUAGGACAACAGCAAACAUUUAACAGGCACCUCCUAUGUUGAAAUGUGCUAGGUGCCUAGUGACUAAAAGGAAGUAGGCUUUAUUGGGAAGGAGUAUAUGUUCUUCUAAGUAACAAUAGUCCAUAUUGUAUUGUUAUGUGUCACAAUUUUGGGUAUGUUUUUGAGUUAUGUGUACUUGUGUAGUUCCUUCUAAUAUAUAUUCUCAGAAACUGAUGUUUUUGUGGCAUUUGAUGACCAUUUUUUGGUAAUCAUGUACUUUAUACUAUGAUCUCUUUUAUAAAUAAAACAACUUUUUUUAUAACCUGUUUCUGAGUUGGACUGGGGUGGGGGAAUGUGACAUGAAGUGCAUACAUCACUUUUCCUUUACUAAAUGGAAAAAAUGAGAUAUAUAUGUCUGCUGAUGCAUGAUGCAUUUCUGCAGACAGUAAAGAAUGACAACUCUUAAUAGAUUCAGCAUGAAAAAGGACCAAAAACAUUGGGUUGCUGGUCCCUGUUUUGUUCCAAAAUCUUUCUGUUAAACAGCCCAACCUUAAGAGGAAAACUUACUAGCACUCAGGCCAUAUCUAACAGAGUAGACUUUAUUUCAUAUCUAUACAUCUGCUAAGGGGAGGCAGGCUUGUUUCAACAUCAGUCCUUUGAAUUCAAGAAGGGGCCACAAUCAGUGGAGCUCUUUAUUCCACAACCUUUUAGUGACUUGAAACAAGGGCAUCUGGGCAUCUGCUUCAUUCCUAACACGUUUCAAUGCCCUAAGGUUAUAUGGUCAAAUGCUAAACCCUUUGAUACAUUCAAUCAGCUGUUAUUAUAACUUUCAAGUAUGCUGUGAUGUUGCCAAGGAAAGACAAGUAGGACCAGUAAAGAAGAUGAGCUGGUUAUGGAGCAAUAAUUGAUAAAUAGACUAAAUAAGGGAAGAAGGAAAAGAAUGAGCAUUUAUUAAGCACCUACUAAGCACUAGACCAGCGGUUCUCAACCUGUGGGUCGCGACCCCAGCAGGGUCGAAUGACCAAAACACAGGGGUCUCCUAAAGCCAUUGGAAAAUACAUAUUUCUGAUGGCUAUUUUACAGCAAGAUCUCAGAAAGAACGGGGACCCUGCUGCCCGCACAUUGUACUAAUAUUAGUUGCCUAUCAGCUAGCCCUCCCCCUAUGAAGGGCGAUGGAUUUACCCUGUUGCCUGGAGACCGGACUCAAACAGAGACCCAGAGAGAGCACCCGGGCUUUGGCUCCGGAGGGGUUAAGAACAAGUCCUGGAGCAGAUAACUCCUGGAGCGGAUAACAGAGCUGAGUAACCCCAGCAAAGUGAAGCCUCAGCUCGAGUUGGAGGGAGACAACAGGAAGAAGAAGGCAGCGUCUGUGGACCCCCUCCCCAGGCAGGACUUACUUCCCGCCCCAGCACUCAGGCUGCCUCCUGCUGGAUUAAUAUUUCUCAACAUAUAAUUAAAUAUUGUUUUUGUGAUUAAUCACUAUGUUUAAAUUAUGUUUCAUUUGUAGUAAUGAGAAUACAUAAUGAAUACCAGGUAUUUAUAUUCCGAAUCAUAACUAUAGCAAAAUUACAGUUUUGAAGUAGUCACCAAAAUAAUCUUUUGGUUUGGGGUCACCGCAACAUGAGGAACUGUAUUGCGGGGUCAUGGCAUUAGAAAGGUUGAGAACCACUGCACUAGACCCUGAGUUAUAAUAAAUGCCUCAUUUGAUCCUGGGAGGUAGGUGCUAUUAUUAUUUCUGGUUUACAAUUGAGGAAACUCAGGCAAGCAGAAGUUAAAUUACUUGUUUAGGGUCACACAACUAAGAACCAUGUAAGGCUCUUUGAGGCCUCCUCAGAAAAUGUGGACAGGAAGAGGGGUAGUGGGUGGCCUCCAGUCCCUCAGCCCCAACUCCUCUUCAAGAGUGACUCCCCAAGCCAAAGCUAUUAGUCUGACUCAUUGUGGAAGAUUAAAGGAAAAUAUGAAUAAGAAGUAGAGGAGAUGAGGAGAGAUGUGGCAAUCUGCAUUCCUAGAAAUAGGGCCCACUAUACCAAUUAAAUCAGACUCACUGAAGUUUGAAGUAGAAAAUGAUGGCAUGAAUGGAGUGUGGGUGCUUUAUCUACCAGAACUGGUUUCAUAGGAUAAUCAAUAUAGAAUGGGAAGAUACCUGAUAUAUCAUUUAUUUCAUCCCCUUUUUAUAGAUAAGGAAAUAGACCCAGAGACUUGCUAAAGAGUCAAAGAGGCAG
Molecule: messenger RNA, 5143 nt
Organism: Monodelphis domestica (gray short-tailed opossum)
Lineage: Eukaryota; Metazoa; Chordata; Mammalia; Didelphimorphia; Didelphidae
Gene: F2RL1
Product: F2R like trypsin receptor 1
Biological process (GO): phospholipase C-activating G protein-coupled receptor signaling pathway; thrombin-activated receptor signaling pathway; blood coagulation
Cellular component (GO): plasma membrane
Molecular function (GO): thrombin-activated receptor activity
Source: RefSeq, a predicted model, not a curated record